This is a messenger RNA of Sinocyclocheilus rhinocerous, 773 nucleotides long. RefSeq names its product zona pellucida sperm-binding protein 3-like. Gene Ontology annotation, biological process: binding of sperm to zona pellucida; positive regulation of acrosome reaction; egg coat formation. NCBI's taxonomy places the organism in Eukaryota, Metazoa, Chordata, Actinopteri, Cypriniformes, Cyprinidae. Gene Ontology annotation, molecular function: acrosin binding. The transcript is spliced from 4 exons. The record is from RefSeq and is a predicted model, not a curated record. The annotation marks the transcript as partial. Gene Ontology annotation, cellular component: extracellular matrix.
CUGUAAUAAUGGGGUUUAUGCAAUGUGUGCUUGGGCUUUUAGUGCUGGUUGCAUUUGAUCAUGUGUACAGUGCCAGGCCAAAGGCUCGAGUGUUUCAUCCCCGGGUGCUGAUGCAAGAACCUCAACGUGUUGAUUCUCAGCUUAGGGAGCAGUGGAAUUCAAACCAAGGUUCUAAUGGAGUUCAAUCUCGGAGGCCCCAGCAGGCCCUGCUUACUUCAAAUCUGGCACCUUCAAGUAUUCAGUCCAAACAAGAAUUGCUGGGCCCAGUCAAGGAGCUGGUCUGGAAGUUCCCAAAGGUCCAAGAAGAGCCAGUACAGCCAGAUUUUAACUUUGAGUUGCAGCAGCCUAGACCUUCCGACAGUGUAGCAGUCCAGUGUUGGGAAAAUGGGGUGCAUGUGGAAGUGAAGCAGGACUUCUUUGGUACUGGCCAGCUGCUUGAGCCCUCUCUUUUAUCUCUAGGGGGCUGUGCUGUAGUGAACGUGGAUGCAGCUGCCAAAGUCCUGAUCUUUCACUCUGCACUUCAGGAGUGUGGUAGUCAGUUUAUGGUGACUGAGAAUGAGCUUGUCUAUAUCUUCACCCUUGAUUAUAGACCAACAGCAUUACAAAGCACUCCAAUUGUAAGGUCCAGUGGUGCUACAGUUGGUAUUAAAUGCCACUACCCCAGGAGACACAAUGUGAGCAGUAAUGAAGUGCAGCCAGCUUGGAUCCCAUAUGCGUCCACCCAGGUUGCAGAGGAUAUUCUGGUUUUCUCCCUGAAGAUCAUGACUGAUGCU